This is a messenger RNA of Cebus imitator (Panamanian white-faced capuchin), 1679 nucleotides long. It is a transcript of the gene BRD3OS, whose product is annotated as BRD3 opposite strand. NCBI's taxonomy places the organism in Eukaryota, Metazoa, Chordata, Mammalia, Primates, Cebidae. The coding region runs from base 1023 to 1277 and encodes 84 amino acids. The transcript is spliced from 2 exons. The record is from RefSeq and is a predicted model, not a curated record.
GGCGGGAGCAUGUGGCGACCCGGAGCGCGCGGGGUCCGGGGCACGGGACGGGGGCCCCGGGGUGCGCGCAGGCGGCGGGGCCGCGCGGUGUGGGCUCGGAUCACUGAGGCCGACCGAGCGCGGCCACCCGGGAGGGGAGAUCCCUGACGCUGCGCGGCCGGGAGGGCGGUCGGGAGUGGGCUGCGGUGCUUCCCUGUUCGCUUGCUCCUGCCCGACAUGGUUUUUGUUUGGGUCCAGGGGCCUCCCGGGAGCUGGAUGCUCGGAGCAGGAAGGCGGCCCCUGCGGGUCCCGGGGCGGGCGCCUGGCGGCGUCUCCGGGAGCCCGCGCCCUUCCAGGCGCCCCUGGCCCCUGUUUCACAGACGGAGACCCUGAAGCCCCAACAGGCAGCCGCCCCAAUACCGCCCAGGGACCGAAAGCUGGCACUGCGCGCCCGUCUCGCUCUGCGCGCAGCUCCCAGGCUGCGCCACGGCUCCAGCACCACUAGGGAGAGACGAGACCUGAACAGACGCUGGGGCCGGAUCCCCCACGUGGGUCGGAACAGCCGCCGCCCCGAAGCCGGCCCGGACGGAUGCGGAUGCGUGCCGGGCAUGCCGCCGGAGCGCCUUCCACCAUGUCCCUUCCUCAGCGUGCUGGAUCCGUUUCUUCAAGCUCAGUGGUCCAGGCCGUGGUGGCAGAAUCACCCCCCAGGGUGUGACGCCUCGCCCCUGUCACUUCCACACAGCUGCACCCGGAAGAGCUGUGGCCAGGCACCGCUCUGACCUGCCUGCUGUCCCCUGAAUGGGCCUCAGGUGUCUUCAGAAUGGCGAGGCCGCCUCACGUUUCUUCACCACACAACGCUCCUGAAGACGCUGCCUGCAAAUGGGCUGAAUUCCUAAUUUCUACCAUUCAGUUAAACGAGGGAUCCUUAAACCCCAAAGCUGGGAAAGCUCUCCAUUAAGUAGUGUGCAGCGUGUGGCAGCUGUCCACGCGUGGCCCGUCUCAGAACAGCAGGUUCCCAGGAGUCCAGCAGCACAGGGGAGGGUAUGAGUGGCCGCGUCCCCCUGGCGGAGAAGGCCCUGUCUGAAGGCUACGCCCGCCUCCGGUACAGGGACACCUCCUUGCUCAUCUGGCAGCAGCAGCAGCAGAAGUUGGAGUCGGUGCCGCCCGGGACGUACCUGAGCAGGAGCCGGAGCAUGUGGUACUCACAGUACGGAAAUGAGGCCAUCUUGGUCCGAGACAAAAACAAGCUCGACAUCUCUAGGGACACAGGGCAGUCCAAGUUUUGCACAAUUAUGUGAUUCCGGUGUGAAGGCCUGGGCCCAGGACCACACUUGGAGGAAAACAGACCUGGGUUUAAUUCAGGUGUCUUGCUGGAAGGUUUUGAAUGAUGAAUGUGAAGAUCAAAGUGCGGUGUAGGAGCUCAAGAAGCCCAGCGUCGGCUCCCGAGCCCCUCAGCCCAGCAGCGGUGUGACUGGUGCACAGGACAUGUCCCCUGUAGAGUCCCCUCAUGGUCAGCUGUUGUAGUAUUCGAAUCCUCCAGGUGCUGCUACGGACAGCAUAGGCCUGGGCACUGCUGGAUGCCUGGUUUAAACCAAGCCAAGAGUGACCCUCCCAUCCCCACUGCAAACCACCUCUUCAAGUUUGUAAAGGUCUUGGUUUUCUUUUGUUUUUGGCACACAUGGUGAGUAGCAGCAGCAUCU